AAUCACGUGAUGUACAUAGCAACUAGUAACAGGCUUUAAGGACAACUUACUAUUUAUCUAUUGUACCAAACGGAUCGGCCCAAACUAAUAGAGCUAUUAAGUUACUUACAGUGCAAUUGAAACAAUAAGAGAAUCAGCUUUUGAGAUAUAGUUUAUCAGCCAUUGGACUGCGAACAGGAGAAAAAUAGUUUAAAGAGAAUAUUUUCCAUGUUUUGUUAAAUAUAGCUGAUUGCUAACGGUUAUGCUAUUGAUUAGAGCGUAAAAGAGAAUCAUAAUCGGGUAUGAAUAGUGAAUACGAACUUAAGCGUCGAUCAUCUUCUCCAGAGAGUCCCCCCCAUCGUCGUCGGCGAGGUGAAAGCUCGAAUAAAGAGUUGAAAAGGAUAGAUUAUGUUUUGAUAUAUGAACUGGACGAGGAAGAAAAAGAUGAUGCUAAAACGCAGGAAAAAAAUAAGUUAAGGAAUAAAUUUAAGGAAGCCAUUUGGGAAGAAGGUCUUGAGAUGCAAGAAGAUGAGAUUACAGAUUCGAAAAAUUUUGAUAAAAAAAAUAUAUUCAUUAAAAUACAUGUUCCAUUUGAAAGAAUUUGCACGCAGGCGGAAAGAGUGGCCGUAGAAAUGAACAUUCGAGGGUUAAGUAUACCCGAAGAUCCACCACCAUCAUAUCUUGAAUGGUUCUAUGAAUUCGAAAGAAAACAUUUAAAAACAGAUAACGAAGCAAAAAAGAUAUUCACUAUAGAUGGAAGAAGCGUUGAAAGAUAUACAGUUGAUAGUGUUGCAACGACAUUCGAGAAGGAAAAAAUGAAGAUAUUUGAAAACCAUAGCGAUGUAAAUACAUUCUUUAGGCCGGCCUUGCGAUGCUUUCUGGCAAAUGAUAUUCUUAUAAAUAUUGAUAUUCGCGAUGAAGCAGACAGACAAAAUGAACCUUUAAAUAGAAAAGGCCUCAAGUAUAUGCUGAUGGAGAAAAUUUUUUUGGAUGCUUUUAUUAUGCACGACGAAUCGGAUAUCGAUCCAAUGGAAGAGGAAGAAAAAAAGAAAAAGGAAAGAGAAUUCGGUUCAAGAUUUGUUAUAGAUGAUCCACCAGAAGGGAAAAAGUUGAUUUUACCAGAUACUAGAAAAGAGUUACACGAGAGUUGGUUAAGAUACAGGAAAUAUCAACCUCUUUGGAAGAUUAGAAACUAUUUUGGGGAAAAAAUAUCAUUAUAUUUUGCUUGGGUAGGAACGCUUAUAGUAUCUUUAUGGAUACCAACUUUGCUAGGACUCGCCAUAUUCUUUUACGGAUUGUACUUGAGCAUAGAACAUAACAUUAACAAUACUAAUCAGUUGAAUGCGACCGAUCCUCUGACAUUGACAAAGUCGUACGUUGAAAGGUCUAUUCAAGUAAUUCGGCAAGCAUUUGAUAAUAAAGUCACUCCGUAUUAUGCUCUAAUUAUGUGCCUUUGGGGUACUCUCUUCCUUGAGUUUUGGAAACGAAAGAAUGCAGAGUUGGCCUAUCGUUGGGACGUCGAUUACUUUGAAGAAACUGAACCUGAUAGACCCCAGUUCCAAGGGACACAGAAGAAACGAGAUCCUGUAACUCAAGAAGAAAUCUGGUAUUAUCCUUUUAAGAGGCAAUUAUUUAAAUUUAUGUUUUCCUUUUCCAUAUUGAUAACUAUGGUGUUUUUCGUUCUAAUUUCUGUUGCCAUGGUAAUUCUAUAUCGGGUGUAUACAGCCGUCAAUCUUUGUUCGGAUCCAAAAAUUUGUAUAAUAGUGAACGCCUUGGUACCAGCACUACUAAAUGCUAUUUCUAUUAUGUUACUCGGUAAACUGUAUGAGAUUUUGGCCUAUAAACUAACGAAUUGGGAAAAUCAUAGAACGCAAACUCAAUACGACGACGCCUUAAUUAUAAAACUGUUCGCUUUCCAAUUUGCCAACAGUUACGCUUCUUUGUUUUAUAUAGCAUUUUUUAGAGGAAUUAAUUAUGGUAAAGAUGGAAUAUUUGGCCUGGGAGAAAAAUAUACGGACAGUUGCGGAACAGAUAACAAUUGUAUGGCAAUGCUUUCGCUCCAGGUUCUCGUUCUUAUGAUAGUUAAACCUCUUCCAAAGUUCUUAAAAGAUAUUAUUUUACCAUGGUUACUAAAGAAAUGGCGACUACGUAAAAUAUGUCGAGGAAAAAGGCGUGUUGACGAUACUGAAUCUGCUCAAAAGAAGAAGAGUUUAACGCUUCCCGACUUUUUGGAAAGGGAACGUCUUAAACCGGAACUUGGGGAUUUUACACUUGGAGAAUAUACCGAAAAAGUUUUAAUCUAUGGCUAUUUAAUGAUAUUUGCGGCUUCAUUACCAGUCGCCCCAUUGAUAGCACUUAUUGUAUAUUUAAUCGACAUACGAGUAGACGCUGGAAGGCUUCUCUGGUGGUAUAGAAGGCCCAUUAGUACCAUAGCCCAAGAUAUCGGUAUGUGGUAUGGAAUUUUAUACGUUUUAAACGUAAUAGGAGUAAUCAGCAAUGCAUGCUUGAUUGCAUUUACAUCUCAUUGGGGAAGAUCAUUUGACGAAACAUACAAGAAAUUACUUAUUGUUAUUGGCUUUGAGGUUUGUGAUUAAAAAUGUUUUUCUUUUUUUUAUCAUCUUUGAUCAAGAAAAAGCAAUUAAAUCAACGGCUUAGUUUGUAUUAUGAAAUCCAAGAGAAGAUGCUAAAAUAUGAAUUCUCUUUAAAAACAAAAAAAUUAUUGCAGUUGUUUAAGUUUCUUCAUUUGUUUAGAGAAUUUUUCCAUCAUUUUUUUGUUAUUUGUUAUAAAAACAAAACAAAAUAUCAUAAAUCAUUUACAGCAUAUAGUGUUUUUCGUCAAAUUUGUCAUCGAUCUUCUCAUACCCGACACCCCAGCCUGGGUUUGCCUAAGGCGUCGUAAGGUGAUGAUCUUUUUGAAUUGGUCUAAAAUUGGAUCUCUAUUAUGUCCUAAAAGCGUUUGACUUGAAAAAAUCUUCUUUUAUUCAUAUACUCUUUUUUAGAUAACCCAUAAUCAUAUUUUAUUCAAUUAGUAGAAAGAAAAAGAGAGGGAGAGAGAUAAGAUUAUAAUGUAUCUAAUGGAGAGAAAUUGAUGAAGUAACUAAAAAUAGAGAAUUAUUUUCUAUUUCCUCUCUUUUGAUAAAUUACUGGUGAAUGAACAUGUAGAAAUUUUGAAUUUGUCGAUAUACUAUCUAACAUAUCUGAUAUAACUCUCUUGUGCAUGUUUGCUUUCUAAUAUUACAGCAUAUUGUGUUUGCUGUUAAAUUUAUCAUACGAAUUUUGGUGCCUGACGUACCUCGCUUCAUUCAACGUCGUAGAAGAAGGGUGAGGAUAUAUCAUGAUCUGCUUAUAUCUGAUUUCAAUUUCCCUCCUCCUAACCUUUCUCCUUGAUAUUCUUUAUACAAAAACCUAUAUAAAUACCCCUUUCUCUACAUAAUAAUUUUCCUCUACCAAUAGGAAAAGUAUCAAGUUGCAAAAAUAUUGGAGGCUGCAAGAAGAGAUCCGAAUAUUAAUCCAGCUGAUGUAGUAAAGCCGAAAGAACCUGGCGAAAAACACCAAAAAACGAGUUAUUUAAGUUCUGAAGAAAAGAGUAAGCUAUUGGAAAAUAAUAUGGAAUUGAGAGAGAGAUCGUCAAUGGCUGAAAAUUCAGGUAAUAUUGCUUGUUUUUUUUCAAUAAGCUUCAUCUUUCGAAUUAUGAUUUACCUGCUCAAAAGGUGCGCUUUCUUGAUAGCUAAUAGAAUUGCUCUGAUAUUUGAAAUUAGAUUAGUAGUUUUAUAGUCUAACUUGAAUUAGAAACAAACAAACAAACACAAGAGAAAAUUCCAAAAAUUGAUAACAAGUUAUCAAAAAACAAACAAAUAAACAAGCUAAACAUUUGAUUGAUAACAGAAAAAAGAAAUCGCUUCUCAAUAGGAAUGAGGCAAGAUUUAUUACCUGAAUGCUUAAUCAUUUUCAAUUGAGCACUUUGAUUUAUUUGAUGCUUUCUGAAGAAUUUUACAGAGAAAAUUUCGUAUUUAUUUCUUUAUUUAUUUAUUUCAAAAUUUUUAUAUAUAUUUAUAAAGAAGAACAAAAUAAGGAAGGAGAGUUUUAAUUGUUUUUCUUUCCUAUUUUCAUUAAACAAUUCAUUUUAGUAGUUAAAACGUUGUUUUUUUUAUCACGCCACACGGCUUGUCAAAAAGGUAUAGGUUUGAUAGGGAUAAGUACACUCUUUCAAACGAAAAAUUAGCUUGAGACGAUUCAUCUUUAAUAUAUUUUCUCUUCUAUUUUUGUACCUUUAAGCCAUCUUUUUAUUCUCAUAUUAUUAUUUUUGAAUUUAUCAAUUACAAAAUUUUAUCCUUUAUCGCUCGGACUACGUUACACGUUAAAAAAUAGGAAAGAAAAAGAAGAAAUAUAAGUUGAAACCAUUGAAAGCUCGAGGAGAUCACGAAGAAGAAGUCUAUAGCGAUAAUCGACCACUAAACAACAGAAGGUGAAAUAUUAAAAAGAGAAAAAUAUUAGUAUUAAUAAUAAUAAUCAUAAAACAAAUAAUUUACUUUUAUUUAUCAUAUUUUUUUUAUAUUUUUUUUAUAAAAAAAAAUACUACCAUUUUCUUCAGAAUGUCCAGCGAAAGUAUACCAAGGUGAUGAUGAUUUAAAAAUAAAAUAUGAAUAGUUUUAUAAGAUCGAUUAAAACAAUGAAAAAGUAGCUCUAACAUAAAAAAAACAAACAAAAGGAGAAUAUUUCGUCUAAAAAAGUAGAAAAAUUUUUAAAAUAUAUCGUUUUUACUUUAGUUUUUUUAACAAAACUAGUUAAAACUUUUAAUUUUCUCUCUCUCUCUCUCUCUC
Messenger RNA from Dimorphilus gyrociliatus, 4799 nucleotides. The record is from the annotation of a GenBank genome assembly. Lineage: Eukaryota; Metazoa; Annelida; Polychaeta; Dinophilidae.